Vitrella brassicaformis is the source of this 2786-nucleotide messenger RNA. Lineage: Eukaryota; Vitrellaceae. The record is from the annotation of a GenBank genome assembly.
UCUCAGCAUUGCAAUAUGCUGCCCAGCUGGAAUGCUCAACUGCUCAACUGCUUACGCAGAAGGCUGGGGAGACACAAAUUUCACGCCAAUUGACGCCUUUUAUACCCCUUGGUCGAUUGGCAGGCUUGAUUACGGUCUACUAGCAGACACCUGAAACUAAGGCGGGCGUCAGCCUAUUUGACAGCAUAAUGUCAAGUAGAACUCACAACGCUAUGUCUGUCUCUAUUAGACCAUACGCUCCAACUCUGUCGCUAGAUCCUCAUGGCCCCUCUCCCUCGCCAAAUCGAUCGGCGUCUCUCCCUACACACACACACACACAGAGAGAGACGGGGAGAGAAAUUGCUUCGCCGUGGCUCUGUGUCGGCCCACUUACGUGAUUGUUGGUUCGCUUGAGGAGCUCGCGGCCGCCUUGCUUGUUGACCAUGCACAUGACCGCCUCCCUGUGCCGCUGCAUACCCGCCAUGUGCAUGGGGGUGUUGCCAAACGGGACGCAGAGGGAUAAAGAGGAAACAGGGAUUACGGAAAGUAUGUCUCCGGUGUCUUUGCUCACCGUGUUGAUUGUCUGGAGCAGCGUCACUCCUCCUUCCUUCAGCAGAUACUCCAUCGCCUCCACACGAUUGCCAAUUGCAGCCAUGUGAAGGGGUGUCAAGCCAUGCUGGUCGGGGAUUUUGAGGGGUUCGGGGCUGCCGUUCCACUCCACCAACUGCCGCAACACGUCCACGUGGCCACCGAAGGCAGCGUUGUGAAAUAUCGUCCGGCACUACAGACACAGAUCAGGCGUGUAGCCCUGCUCACACAUGAUGUGUUGUUACAUAGGACUCGAGCGAGAGGAUGGAGUCGAAUUCUUUUCGCUUGACGAUGGCCGUGAGCACUUUCAGCUGUCCUUCCUCCGCAGCAACGCCGGCAAUUGUGCGGCCGUACUGAAUCAAGAGACACAGACAGACACUGUGUGUGUGCGUCUGUUUGUCUGUUUGUCUGUUUGUUGGAGACACUGACCUUGUCUUUGAUGGUCAAAAGAUGCUCUUCCCCCGUGCCCAGCAACAGAUUGACCACCGACACAUGCCCUCUUUUCGCCGCUAGGUGAAUCGGGGUGGGCUCUUCUCGAACCUUCGUCCGUUUCUCAAUCAGAUGUGUUCCUCCUUGCUCGACAAUCUCCUUGACCAGCUUCUCCCGGCCAUUCUGGGCGCUGUAGUGCAAGGGCGUGAAGCCGUCAUCGUCAGCCUCUUCGAGACGCUCGCGGCCCUCUUUUCGAUGAAGUUGAUCAACGCCUUCAGGUCACCCUCGGCACACGCUUCAAAGAUGGUUUUGUUCUGGAACGAGAGACAAGAGACAUGAAGAGGACUUCAAAGCAUUCACGGCAGGGACGGACGCUCCAUUCCCUGCUUGACCUCUCCGCUUCCUGUCGUGUCUGCGUCCUGAGCCGCCCCUUUCCGAUCGACUGAGAGCGUUUGGCCUGAGAACAGAAGCGAGACACUAUUCAACACAGGCACGACACGUAUGCGAACACACACUAAUAUACACACCACACGUCUCCUCUCCAGCCCAUGAGUACCUUCCAUCAUGAUUGGUUCACCAGCUUGCCACAGGUGGGGCGUCCAGUCACAACAUCCGAUCUUCUUCAUGACGACAGUGUUUCCCACCGCACACAUCAGAUGCUCCUUCAGGCCCUUACACGAUAAUGUCGACGGCUUCGUGUCGUACGUGGUGCUGGUGCUGACCCUUCGUUCCGCCUUAUGCACAAGCUCGUCGUGCUCCAUCGAGACCGAAGGCUUGCAGCAUGCGUCAGGGAUGAAACGAUACAAAUCGCAUGGCUCGUCGGGAGGCAGCAUCUCCCAUUGCUCAUCUUCGGCCUCCUCCUUCUUGUCGUCGGUCGUGCCGGUCUGUUCCCCCGGCGUGUCCAGCACCAAUUUAUUGCUCUUGUAGACUCGAAGAGUCUUAUCCGGAAACGCCAUUGGCACAAGACGACGGGCCACGUCGCUGGUGCAGAAAGAGUCUUUCUUCCACCUCCACAGCUGGGAUGGAUCCACAGAUUCGCCUUCGUUGCGGCCCGUCCUUUCUUUCAAAAAAAUGAAAGUGCGACCGACACCGCUCUCAGCGGUAAGUACCAUGUCACUCCUCCCGGUACGAAUGUCGUACAUGUGCAGCCGGAAGAAUGCAGCCUUGAUAUUCUCCUGCUGGCGAAGAUACUGCUUGUAGGGCAUGAAGAGCGGAUUCGCUUUGACGAGUACUAUGCCGUUCUCGUCUUUCAGCAAGCCAGGGUGGAUCAUGCGGUCGACGACCUGGUGUUUGCUGUCCUCGAUGAAGAUGGAGAUGUAGCAGGGGCUGAUGGUGUCCUGGGUCGUCUCUGCGCCAGGGACCAGCUCGUGCCAUUCCUUUGCCAAGCGGAAGAAGCCAAAUUCAAUUUCUAUCUCCUUCUCCUCUUCUUUCUUUUUCCUGCAUUGCGUGAGAGAGGAGAAAGUGUCAUAAUGUCUCCCUCUGCAUUGUUCAUACCGGGUCUCCCAUUCGAUCGUUGGCUUUGCGCCGACCCCAACGCCGCUGAUUUCCCCGCUAAGCUCCAGUCCGAUGGCUGUUCUAUUGUACUUGCUCUCUUCCUUCUUCAGCUGCUUCCGAACUUUCUUAGGUGGAGCCGCCGGCACAAGCAUCACCUGACAUAAGUACAUGCUGACGUGCUUUCUCACUUCACGAAACCUGUCCGCUUACCCAUGCAGGGCUGUUGGCCUUGUUCAGGAUCCGGAGAGCAAAGUUUCUCGCCGUUGGCGUUUCUGAGGCCAUCUCCAAGGCUAGCG